AUGGAGCUUAUGCCACCUCGGCUGGCCGAGAUUCUGCAUUCUGUUAUUAUGAAUACGCGUGGCAGCAGGGCUUUGAUAAUGGAGUUAGCCGAUAGUAAUGUUGGUGAUGAGCUGCACAAAUUGGAAAAUUUUUUUGGCCUUCCAUAUCUGAUGCUAAUACGACUAAUCAGUCAUCUUGUGCAAGGAUUAUCUUAUUUGAACUCUGAAAAGAUUGCUCAUCGCGAUUUGAAACCAGAAAAUAUAUUGAUUUUCAAUCAACCAGACGGGAUGAAAUUUAAACUUUGUGAUUUUGGUGGUUCGAGAAUUGUUACAGAUAACUGCCAACCAUUACAUUCCAUUUGUGGUACUCCUGGAUAUUUGAAUGUAAAUAUAACAGCAAAUUUAGCGCAUAACACAAAGGCUUUGCCAUAUACGAAGGAUGAAUGUGAUCUGUGGUCAGUGGGUAUUACAUUAUUCAAAUGUGCCACCGGUGUUCUACCAUUCAUACCAGCUAAUGGAUGUGCGGAUACAGUUGGUAUGCACAGUAUGAUGAUUAAUCGGCCGGCCGAUGCCAUCUGUGGGCAUGUCAGUGAAGAUGGCAGAUUUGUAUGGGAGAAAGAUUUUCCAAAAGGACGUUGCUUAUAUCCAAGAACGUUUCGAAGAGUGCUUCGUGAAUUUUUUCGUCGCCUUUUUGAUAAACGUGAGGCAACACGGCUGACAUUCGAAACAUUCGCCGCGAUGUGCGAGGAACUGAUUGGAUUGAGGCGAAUUCCCGUUUUCAAGACCAAUAUAAUGCUUUUUGAGGAUUACUUUGACACAUCCCACGUAAAGCUCUUUGAAAACGCUCUAGCUGCUCUGGUUGCGGAAUUAUGUGCUGUUGACUUUUGCUGCCACUGGACUAUUUCGUAA
This is a messenger RNA of Gongylonema pulchrum, 888 nucleotides long. The record is from the annotation of a GenBank genome assembly. Lineage: Eukaryota; Metazoa; Nematoda; Chromadorea; Rhabditida; Gongylonematidae.